CAUUGGUCUCUCUGCUUUCUCUUGCUUCAGUAUUGCGUGUACUACUAUAUAUUCACACACUCCCUCUUUCUGUAUUUUUCCAUUUAUUUUUUCAAACAGGGCAUGUCAACAACCUUAGUUAUACCGAGUGUGUGUUAGUGUGCGCUUGUUUGUGCAGAGCUAGCAGCUGAUUUCGGACUGAGCAUUUCAAUCAUCUUCCCCAGAACUACUACUGUAUGCUGACAAGGCCGGAUGGCGGAGAGGGCAGUGCCACAAGAGAACACAGGGAUCAAUACAGGGAUCCAACAGUCCAAUGGUCCAUACCCUGAAGCCACAGCUGAGAGCCUGGACCUUGAGGAUUCGCAUCAACAGGGCGCGUGUGUGUAUGACCUGUGUCCAGGCCCCAGUUCAUCCUGUAUGACCACCAAAGAGCUGCAGCAGCACUGGGGUGCAGUGAAGCACAGACUGAAGCCGGUCAAGCUGUUGUUUGAGAUUCCUUCUGCACGCACCAUAGCGCAGCACCUGUCCAAAUACGUUGUGUACCAGAUCGUGUUGAUCCGGUCAGGCAGCUACGACUCCAAGCGAGUGUCUGUCGAGCGUCGCUAUAGCGACUUCGUCCACCUCCACCAGCAGCUCCUUGAAGACUUCAGCGAGGAGCUUGAGGAGGUCAUACUUCCCCGGAAACUCCUAACUGGAAAUUUUAACCCCGAGACCAUCUGGGAACGCCGCCUGGCUCUGCGGGACUACCUGGCCCAGCUCUAUGCAGUCCAUUGCGUCCGACAUUCCCACCACUUCCUGGAUUUCUUCACUGAGCCCGAGCAAAGACGAGCGCACGGCCUGCUCCGAGCAGGGCAGUUUGGGCCUGCUGUCGCUCUACUAGAGACUGUCCUGGAGCUUCAGGAGAAGAUGGGAGGGUGGCAGAGUCCUGUUCUGCUUGUGCCCACGCUGUGUGCCCUUACAGUGUGCCAGAGAGACCUGGAAGAGCCGGAGUCUGCGUUCACCAUGGGCCAGAGGGCGCUGCCCACGGUAAGGCGCUAUGGGCUGAAGCGCUACAGAGGGCCACUUCUGGAGAUGAUGGUGGAUCUGGGAUACCAGUUAGGGCGACCUGUGGCUCAGCUGCAGGAGGAGUUGGUUCAAGUUAGGGAUGCAGAGAGGGGACUGUUGUCUUUUCGGUCGCUUAAGGAGUUGGUGGUACAGGAGUUUACCUAGGCCUGAUUCAGUUGAGAUAAGCAUGCACAACUUUAAAUUAUCCAAUGACAUCAAUAGGGGUUGUGCAAACACUUCCACCGGGGAGAACGUCCUUUAAAGUAUAGACUUUAUUCAGGAAUUAUAGACCUAGCCUUCUUUACCAGGGUUGAGCCAAUUCCAUUUAAAUUCAAUCAAUUCAGGAAGUAGAAAUUCCAAUUCAAGGGUCUUUUCAAUAACAUGUAUGUUGGAGCACUCUUUUGAACAUGUAAAUGCAGACAUGCCCCCCUGCCACACCCAACUAUUUUCUUUCAAAACUGUAUUUUAAUAAUGAAAGAUACAACUUACAUUUUCCCACUUACACCACCAGGGUCUUAACAUAUAUAUAUAUAUAUAUAUAUACAUAUAUAAGUAUCAAUCAAAAGUGUAGACAAAACAACUCAUUCAAGGGUUUUUCUUUAUUUUUACUAUUUUCUACAUUGUAGAGUAAUAGUAUAUACAUCACAACUAUGAAAUAACACAUAUGGAA
Messenger RNA from Oncorhynchus mykiss (rainbow trout), 1693 nucleotides. RefSeq names its product sorting nexin 20 (gene snx20). Gene Ontology annotation, cellular component: early endosome membrane. Lineage: Eukaryota; Metazoa; Chordata; Actinopteri; Salmoniformes; Salmonidae. The record is from RefSeq and is a predicted model, not a curated record. Gene Ontology annotation, biological process: protein transport. Gene Ontology annotation, molecular function: phosphatidylinositol phosphate binding.